GCCUCAUUUCUCAGGGUUAGUGCCUGGCUCUACUGUUUUCAUUCAUGCUUUACCUAUUCUUCUUACUGUCUUAUUACACACGAGUAGUAACAGUUGGCUAUUAUUCAUGGUAGGACAUUAAUUUAUAAGACCAACGAACACUCCGUGUAAGAAUUUGACCGUUAUGCCAUAUAUCCGCUGUGACAACCUGGCAGUUAUACCUUACAAAUUUCUAGACAUCCCUUAUCCUUCGUAACAACUGGCCAUCGCCGCGUCUAUCGAUAACUGAUUCAGGACAUGAUGGAGUGCCCUUCGGACGUACAGUCACGAGUUGAUCUUAUUACUCGGCGGAUCGCACCUGAGGAUAUCCAUGCCAUAGGCCUACUUAAGCUGGCCCUGCAAAAGGAUGAACCUGCAAGAUGUUUGUGGGCGACAGCGCCUACGGGCAGACCUCAUAUCGGAUACCUUAUCCCCAUGAUUAAGUUUGCAGAAUUUGCUAAAGCAGGAGUGGAGGUUGUCGUUCUACUUCACGAAUUAUUCUCGUAUCUUGACAACGUGGAAUACUCUAUGGAACAGGUGACCCAUAGGAUGGCCUGCUACAGGUACACUGUCAUUGCUGCCCUUGAGGCUAUUGGAGUUCCUCUACAGAAAAUACAUAUCGUAGAGGAAGGCACAUAUCAUAUGACGCCAGAGUUCAUCCGAGACCUAUGGAGACUUUGUAAAAUUGUUCCCCAGCAGGCGGUCAAAGAUGCUUGGAAUCCAGGCUAUGAACCUAAUAUGUUGAGUCCUAUGCUCUGCCCGGCACUUCAAGCACUUGCGGAAGAAUACUGUAACGUAGAUAUCCAAUUUGGAGGCACGGAUCAGCGCGGCCUCUUUAAAUUUGCCGAGCUUUCUAUGCCUCUUAUUGGGUAUGCUGAUAGAGCUCGGCUUAUGAACUCAAUGUUACCGAGUCUUCGUGGAGGCAAGAUGUCAUCCUCUCAUCCACCCGAAACGAAGAUUAUGUUUCAAGACCCCGCUCCGGUCGUUAAGGAGAAGAUUGAGAAAGCUUAUGCUGAAGCAAAAAGCACUGAUCAAAACGGGGUCUUUGCUCUAGUAAAGGAUAUGUUGCUUCCAAUUCGACUUCUUCAAGCAGAAGGCAUUCUAGAGGUCCGAGGGGAUCAUGGAGAGUGUAGGUCAAAAGGGCUGGUUCUGCCCGGAACAAAUGGCCGACCCCCGAAAGAAUAUAUCUCUAUUGACGAGAUAAAGCAUGACCUUGAGGCCAAAGAACUGGCCUCGGAGACUUUCACAACUGCCGUUGCCGACGCGGUAAACAAUCUACUCGACCAUGUUCGGCAGGCAUACGCAAUGAAUGAGGAAUGGCAAAAAUCAGACAGAUACGGAUACCCUGAAUCAGCGUGAUCCCACACGCCCCAGCUUGUUCUUCUCCCUGAACUAUAUUCUGUUAGUCAUGGGUUACAAUCUACCUAUAGUUACUACCUUGAUUAGUACUUUACGAUCAUUACAUAUUCUAGUUGCACUUCAGAUCUGAGAGCACGAAGAAAAAGAAAUUUUUGAUGA
Molecule: messenger RNA, 1536 nt
Organism: Daldinia decipiens
Lineage: Eukaryota; Fungi; Ascomycota; Sordariomycetes; Xylariales; Hypoxylaceae
Product: tyrosyl-tRNA synthetase
Exons: 5
Coding region: 277-1377 (366 amino acids)
Biological process (GO): tyrosyl-tRNA aminoacylation
Molecular function (GO): tyrosine-tRNA ligase activity; ATP binding
Source: RefSeq, a predicted model, not a curated record